Penicillium roqueforti is the source of this 987-nucleotide messenger RNA. Its product is annotated as isopenicillin N synthase family dioxygenase. Bases 1 to 987 code for a protein of 328 amino acids. The transcript has 3 exons. Gene Ontology annotation, molecular function: dioxygenase activity. Lineage: Eukaryota; Fungi; Ascomycota; Eurotiomycetes; Eurotiales; Aspergillaceae. The record is from RefSeq and is a predicted model, not a curated record.
AUGUCCCAAGCUCUUGAUCUGUCCCUGUUGAAAGGGUCUCCCGCGGAAAGAGAGGCGGUUUCGGCAGCCCUACUAGGAACACUCAAAACGCGCGGAGUGGCCAAGCUCAAAAACCAUGGGCUCCCAGAAAAUCUGAUUGCGAAAAUGUUUGACUAUACCCGUCAAUUCUUCUCUCUCUCACUAGAGGAUAAGAUGACCGCCAAACACCCACCCGAGGCAAACCCCAACCGUGGAUACAGUUAUAUCGGCCAAGAAUCAGUCUCUUCCAUUAGUGGCUAUGAUAAAGGCCUCCCUCAAGGGAAGUCUGUUCGGGAUAUCAAGGAAACCCUCGACAUGGGUUCCUCACACGACAGCCUUGUGGACAACAUCUGGGUAGCUGAUGAGAAACUUCCCGGGUUCCGAAAAUUCAUGGAAGACUUCUAUGAAAGCUGCUUCAACGUCGAAUUAGAGAUCCUCGAUGCGUUGGCUAAGGCCCUCGAUAUUUCGGCAUCAGAUCUCAAACUACUGCACAACAAGGCUGAAAACGAAUUCCGUCUGCUUCAUUAUCCAGCUGUCCCUGCAUCUGCUCUAGAAGAUGGAACUGCCACGCGCAUUGCAGAACAUACCGACUUUGGAACAAUUACCAUGCUGUUUCAAGAUUCCACUGGUGGCUUACAGGUGGAAGACCAGCAAAAUCUGGGGAAGUUCCAUGAUGUCAUCUCAGGGGGAAAGUCCGAGAUCAUUCUGAACAUCGGCGACUCUCUUCAGCGCCUGACCAAUGAUACAUUCAUGGCUGCAUGUCACCGGGUAACCUAUCCGCCCACCGUCAAAAUUGGCUCUGAUGUGAUGAUCCCCGAGCGCUAUUCUGUUGCCUAUUUUGCGAAACCGAACCGUAUCGCUUCCUUGCUUCCCUUAAAGAAGUUUAUCACGCCCGAUACCCCGUGCAAAUAUGAGGACAUUACGGCCUGGGACUACAACAAUCUGCGAAUCGCCAAAUUGUUUUCCUAA